UCCUGUCCGCUCCUCACGUUAUACUGCAGCCAAUUCCUGAAAUUCCAGCCUUCCUUGCGCGCUUCCAGUCACUCAGGCAGAUUUUACCCCCAAAACACUUCAUUUUCCCUACCGUUCCUUCAGACAGGAUUGAGCACUUGCCCCAUCUCAGACCUGGAAACCCCCGUCAUUUACCCGCUACGGCCGUUUCCAGAGCCUCAACCGGCCCAUCUGUAUCCGCUAGGACGUUUUGCUCUCUCCCACCACCACCCUGUCGUCCGAGUGGGUAUCAGCGUCCUCUCCGGGGGGGGGCGCUAGCGAGGAGCUGAGCGAGGGAUUGGACAAGCCUCUGGAGAACGAUGCGGAGGGCGUGUGGAGUCCAGACAUCGAGCAGAGCUUUCAGGAGGCGCUGGCUAUCUAUCCGCCCUGCGGCCGACGCAAGAUCAUUCUCUCCGAUGAGGGCAAGAUGUACGGACGGAAUGAGCUGAUUGCACGAUACAUCAAGCUUCGAACGGGAAAGACACGGACCAGGAAGCAGGUCUCCAGUCACAUUCAGGUGUUGGCGCGACGGAAAGCUCGGGAAAUUCAGGUGAAACUCAAGGACCAGGCGGCCAAAGACAAAGCCAUGCAGAGUAUGUCCACCAUGUCGUCGGCUCAGAUCAUCUCAGCCACGGCCUUUCAGAAUAAGAUGGCUCUGCAGGGCCUCUCGCGACCGGCCUACCCGACCGCGGCUGGGUUUUGGCAUGGAGCUCUCGCAGGACAAACCGCAGGUCCUGAAGACAUCAAGCCGUUUUCUCAACAAAACUUCGUCAUGCAGGCCGCCGGCCCUCCGCCUAUAGCAGGUUACGAAAGUGCUACGGGUCUGUCGAUGUCCUCCAGCGCUCCACCCUGGCAGGGCCGCAGCAUCGCCAGCUCCAAACUACGCAUGCUGGAGUUCUCCGCUUUCCUGGAGCAACCUCAAGAUCCAGAGACUGUCAACAAACACCUGUUUGUACACAUCGGUCAGUCCAACCCCACGUAUAGCGACCCGUACCUCGAGGCUGUAGAUAUACGGCAAAUUUACGACAAAUUCCCAGAGAAGAAAGGAGGGCUGAAGGAGCUGUUUGAGAAAGGACCAGCGAACGCUUUCUUCCUCGUAAAGUUCUGGGCAGAUCUGAGCAUCAACCUCCAGGACGACAGCAGCUUCUUCUACGGCGUAUCCAGUCAGUAUGAGAGCUCGGAAAAUAUGAUCAUCACCUCCUCCACUAAAGUCUGCUCAUUUGGGAAACAGGUGGUGGAAAAGGUGGAGACGGAGUAUGCACGCUUCGAGAACGGCAGAUACGUCUUCAGGAUCCAUCGAUCACCGCUGUGUGAAUACAUGAUCAACUUCAUCCAUAAACUCAAACAUCUACCAGAGAAAUACAUGAUGAACAGCGUACUUGAAAACUUCACCAUUCUGCAGGUGGUGACCAACAGAGACACUCUGGAAACCUUGCUAUGCAUCGCGUACGUGUUUGAAGUGUCCACCAGCGAGCACGGAGCCCAGCAUCACAUCUACAGACUAGUCAAAGACUGAGAUGGAGCGCUCCACGGGUCACUGAUGUACACUACAGACGCCACAGCGCCCCCUCCUGGACGCAGCCCACACUCCUGCGCUUCUUCUGCACGGGUCGCGCGGACACGCCGGGCGAAU
Labeo rohita (rohu) is the source of this 1651-nucleotide messenger RNA. RefSeq names its product transcriptional enhancer factor TEF-3-like. Gene Ontology annotation, cellular component: transcription regulator complex. The record is from RefSeq and is a predicted model, not a curated record. The transcript has 12 exons. The coding region runs from base 446 to 1534 and encodes 362 amino acids. Lineage: Eukaryota; Metazoa; Chordata; Actinopteri; Cypriniformes; Cyprinidae. Gene Ontology annotation, biological process: embryonic organ development; hippo signaling; regulation of transcription by RNA polymerase II. Gene Ontology annotation, molecular function: DNA-binding transcription factor activity, RNA polymerase II-specific; RNA polymerase II cis-regulatory region sequence-specific DNA binding.